Dioszegia hungarica is the source of this 2106-nucleotide messenger RNA. RefSeq names its product putative vacuolar membrane protein. Lineage: Eukaryota; Fungi; Basidiomycota; Tremellomycetes; Tremellales; Bulleribasidiaceae. The transcript is spliced from 6 exons. The coding region runs from base 1 to 2106 and encodes 701 amino acids. The record is from RefSeq and is a predicted model, not a curated record.
AUGGAAGCUGUCCUCGCUCUUCCCGAAGUCACACGAGCUGUCGUCGCUGAGGCUCUGGGAUAUAUCAGUAUUGGAUUCUGGCUGUUUGCCCAAGCUCCCCAGGUGGUGAAGAAUGCUAGGCUGGCUUCGUGUGAGGGUCUGGCGUUGCCUUUCCUUAUCAAUUGGCUAUUCGGGGAUAUAACAAAUCUCGUCGGCUGUAUCUUAACGGAUCAACUACCAUUCCAGACAUACCUAGCCGCCUACUUCUGCGUCAUCGACUUCACCCUUGUCGGCCAGUACUUCUACUACCGCCCCUCUCCUCCUCCACCCAUCUACCGCACUACUUCCCACCUGUACACCUCCUCGCCUAAUCAGUCGCUUCUCAUCCACACUGCUCCCGCUUCACACGUCCACAAGCGCGAGCGCGAGCACUCUCAAGCUCAGUCUCGGGUCCAACAACCCGUGCAUAAUCGGACACGCUCGUACGGCUCCGUGCCACAUCCGACCCUCCAACCUCUAUCCGCUUCUACGACAUCUACCGUUCGGCCCCAGACGUCCCGCGCGCCAGCAUCAUUCGGAAACGCAGGAGAAGCCUCGACGUCCGCCCAAUCAUCUAUAUACCGCGGACGGGAACCCCAUCUUGCUCGGCAGGACAACUCGUACGCGGCGAUAUAUGAAGCAGCGCUCGAUGUGGCCCGAGCGGCCGAGCGCGCCGAGAUGCACCGAGAACACUCGCAAUCUCGCUCUAGGACCCGUCGGACGCGGAAUCCGAGCCACAGACAAACAGGCAAUACGGUCAUGCCAGACGUGGACGAGGAUGCGGUAUCGCCCGUUCUUGGGGCGAGGAGCGCGAUGUUUGACUCGUUUCAUUCAGACAUGUCGGCCAUGACGGAUGCGUCUGGGUCUUCGGCGCAGGAGGGCCAGGGGGAUAUGGCGGCGUCGAGCACAUCCCUCCUUGCGAGGGGACGGAGCCUGCAGCGGGCUACUCCUGCUCUCACGCUAUCAGGGGCGGGAUCUGUCCAAGCGGAGGAAGAAGGAGGGGAUAUCAUCAGUGGGCUUCCGGGAGAAGGUGGCAGGGGUGUUGUUCAGAUGCGAGAAACGAGAAGUCGGAGUAAGAGCCGAGGGGUGAGCAUGGCGAGGGCGUCGAGUGGAAGGGGAAGCGGGAGACGAGCAGCAGGCGUAGCGUUCAUGAGUCUUGGAAUGAUAGCGGGAUGGAGUGGACUUGGGAGGGGAGCCAAGUUACGACACGGAGGAGGAGCGGUACUGGCCAGACCGGCCAAUGACUUCCUGAGUCUUUCCCAUCCGAUCUCACAUCCCAUGUCCUACCUCCCUUCCGCAAUCCCUCAUCUUCCCACGCCGACAGCGGACACCGGCUUCGACACCACCUUCAUCCUCGUCGAGCACCCCUCAGGGCAUGAUCAUCCCGGACCGCCCAUCGACCGGCCGCCAGACUACAAGCGUAUCAUCGGGCGUAUCUCUGCCUGGGCAUGUACGACCCUAUACUUGACUUCGAGGUUACCACAGAUCUGGAAGAAUUUUGAACGUAAAUCUGUCGAAGGCUUAUCUAUGCUGCUUUUCCUUUUCGCCUUCUGUGGUAAUACCGCCUAUGUCGCCUCGAUCGUCUACAACCCAGCUGCAUCGCUGGAGCUGCCCGACGCCAGCCAGUACCUUCUAGAAGCGUUACCCUAUCUCCUCGGAUCAGGCGGUACCCUCCUCUUCGACCUCACCAUCCUCACCCAAGCCCUCAUGUACGGCUCCGCACCGCCCGUCCCACAAACGACCAUCGAGCGCUCCUCAUUCCGUAAACCCAUCUUCCGCCGCCGCCUUCGACAAGCAGAGGAAGGUCGCGCCGUGUCGACUUCCGCUCACGGCUCCAGGGCGUUCGGAGAACGACAGCCGCUUCUGUCGAGUUCGAUCGUCAUGCACAGUGGUGGGAGGCGAAGUGGGACGAUACCGCUUCCACCAUCGCGGGAGAGCAGACCAAGGAGCAUCAGCGCGGACGUGCUUCUGGGAGAUGGGACAUGGCGGGCGGGUAGUGGGGGCGGAAUCGCUGGGCUCAGGAGGGUAGAGCCCGGCGCGUCGGACGAGGAGCGGGGAGAGAGUGAUCGAGCGGGAUCAUCAGGCUAG